GGGGUGGAGGUAGAGAGGGAGAGAGAGGGAUAGUUGUAAGCAGCAACACAUUGGUGAGAGCAGGGAAGCAGGCGCGCGGCACGGGGACCCGCCGGAAGAAGCAGCAGCAGCUACAGCGCCAGCUGCACGCAGACCGAUAAACCACCAGCAGCACGAGCGACACAGAGGCGGUCAGCGGGGCGGAGAGGAGGAGGAGGCACCUGCACGGCGACCCGUUCUCCCCCGCUGCCUCCGUCGUCUCUCCCUCUCUCUCGUCGCUCUCCUCACCCCUUGUUCCUCUCGGACCGCCGCCGCUUCCUCGUUAAGAUGGCUGACCCCAGCAGCGACGGAGAGGCACCGGAGAGCGCGCGCGGCUUCGCCCGCCAGGGAGCCCUCCGCCAGAAGAAUGUGCACGAGGUGAAGAACCACAAGUUCAUCGCGCGCUUCUUCAAGCAGCCAACCUUCUGCAGCCACUGCACGGACUUCAUCUGGGGCUUUGGGAAACAGGGAUUCCAGUGCCAAGUGUGCUGUUUUGUGGUCCAUAAGCGCUGCCAUGAAUUUGUCACCUUUUCCUGUCCGGGGGCCGACAAGGGACCUGCCUCCGAUGAUCCUCGUAGUAAACACAAGUUUAAGGUCCACACUUACUCCAGCCCGACCUUCUGUGACCACUGUGGCUCCCUCCUCUACGGGCUGCUACACCAGGGCAUGAAAUGUGACCACUGUAUGAUGAACAUCCACAAGCGGUGUGUGGCCAACGUCCCGAGCCUUUGUGGGACAGAUCACACGGAGAGGAGAGGACGCAUCCAGAUCACUGCCCAGAUCACUGAUGAAAUUCUCACCGUCACCAUCAAAGAGGCAAGGAACCUGGUGCCCAUGGACCCCAACGGCCUGUCAGACCCCUACGUCAAGCUCAAGCUGAUCCCAGAUCCUAAGAGUGAGAGCAAGCAGAAGACCAAGACCAUCAAAUGUUGCCUCAACCCCACCUGGAAUGAAACCUUCACUUUCAACCUAAAAGAAACUGACAAGGACCGCCGUCUGUCAGUGGAGAUCUGGGACUGGGAUUUGACCAGCAGGAACGACUUCAUGGGAUCCCUGUCCUUUGGGAUCUCAGAGCUACAGAAACAAGGGGUAGAUGGAUGGUUUAAGAUGCUGUCCCAGGAGGAAGGAGAAUACUUUAAUGUUCCCGUCCAGCCAGAUGGAGAAGACGGUAACGAGGAGCUGCGACAAAAGUUUGAGAGGGCGAGGGUGGGUCCAGGGAAGCCCACAGACUCUUCUUCCUCCUCCUCGGUGUGCAAGUAUGACAGCAAUGGCAAUCAGGACCGGGUUAAGCUCUCGGACUUCAACUUCAUCAUGGUUUUGGGCAAGGGCAGCUUUGGCAAGGUGAUGCUGGCUGAGAGAAAGGGCACAGAUGAGUUGUACGCCGUCAAAAUCCUGAAGAAGGACGUGGUGAUCCAGGACGAUGAUGUGGAGUGCACCAUGGUGGAGAAGAGAGUCCUCGCUCUGGCUGGGAAACCACCUUUCCUCACUCAGCUGCACUCCUGUUUCCAAACCAUGGACCGAUUGUAUUUUGUCAUGGAGUAUAUAAAUGGAGGAGACCUCAUGUACCAGAUCCAACAGGUCGGCAAGUUCAAGGAGCCUCAUGCUGUGUUCUAUGCUGCAGAGAUUGCCAUUGGACUCUUCUUCCUCCACUCCAAAGGCAUUGUGUAUCGGGAUCUGAAGCUGGACAACGUGAUGUUGGACGCCGAGGGCCAUAUAAAGAUAGCUGACUUUGGCAUGUGUAAAGAGAACAUGUACGAUGGAACUACCACAAAGACUUUUUGUGGAACACCAGACUACAUCGCUCCAGAGAUCAUAGCGUAUCAGCCUUAUGGGAAGUCUGUGGACUGGUGGGCCUUUGGAGUACUGCUCUAUGAAAUGCUUGCUGGACAGCCGCCUUUUGACGGGGAAGAUGAAGAUGAGUUGUUCCAGUCGAUCAUGGAGCAUCACGUCUCUUACCCUAAAUCCAUGUCCAAAGAAGCUGUUGCUAUCUGCAAGGGGCUGAUGACCAAGCACCCAGGUAAGCGUCUGGGCUGCGGUCCAGAGGGGGAGAGAGACAUCAAGGAGCACGCCUUCUUCCGCUAUAUAGACUGGGAAAAACUGGAGAAUAAAGAGGUCCAGCCGCCUUUCAAACCUAAAGCUUGUGGGCGUGAUGCGGAGAACUUUGAUCGCUUUUUCACACGCCACCCCCCUGAGCUGACCCCCCCAGAUCAGGAACUUAUAGCCAACCUGGACCAGGAAGAAUUCCAAGGCUUCUCAUUUGUUAACCCUGAGUACCCUCCCACACCUCACUGACCAUGCCACAUAUCACUGGGCUGCACAAGUAAUCCCCCACACCUCGGAAACAUACAUUAAACAAAACAAAACAAAAGAAAUCACCAUGAUGUCAUAUCCAGGCUGCAUCAGGGUGAAACGUAAAAGGAAAACGCUUUUUUCCCCUGAGACUUAGAUUAGAAGAUCGUUAUCAAUCUCAUUUCUGUGCGUAAAGUAAGGAGCUGGAGUCAGGAGGUGAUUAGCCUAGCCUAGCAUAAAGACAGGAAGCAGGGGGAAACGGCUAGCAUGGCUCUGUCUAAAGAAAAGAAACACUUCUAGUACCUCAUAAACUCAUCACUUCAUCACUUCUCUCCAUGUAUGGAUUUAAGAAAUUAGAUAAAAUGUCUUUCUUAGUAACUUUAGUUCUGGUCGCUGUGUUUUUGAGGAGAGCCAGGUGAUCAGUCCCCCCCCCCCCCCGGCUUCCAGUCUUUAUUCUAAGAUAAGCUAAUCGCCUCCCAGCUCCAGCUCUGAAAGAAAUCAAAUAAGCGUUUUUCCCAAAAAUCUAUUCCUCUAAAUAACGUUCAUAUGGAAAUGCAGACAGGUGCUCAACCGCUAACAAUCAGGAGAAAUAAUCAGAUAUUAACACGUCAAGUUGCCAGUAGGAGACGAGUCUUGUUUCCAGCGGCGACACUGUUUUCAGUUUACUGUGGUUUAGUUGAGCACGUCAUGGUCCGACCUCAGGGCCGACCUGAACCUGCUCUGUCUCUGGGUCGCCCUCCCUGUGAUUGCAUAUUGACGACCUAUUGAUGAGUGUACUAUGAUCACAUAUUUGGUAAUAUUCAUACAGUGUAAGUGAAAACUGACCAAUUGCUUUGCUAUGAUUGUUUGAGUACUAAAUCAGUUUCCUAAUGUUGAUUUUAUUUUGUCUAUAGGACCAAAUACUUCUACACUUUCUGUUCAGUCAGUGUUGUGGUGAUCAUUUUUGCUAACUUAAUUUUUAACCAGAGGAUUGAAGUCUUUAUAAAUGCAUUCAGAGCGUAGGUCUGCGUCAAGUUAGUGAUUUUUGAAUGAAAUCUCUUUACCUUUCUCCUGAUUCAUUGCUGAAAGAUUCACCACAUUACACUGUUUUUAAUGACAUAUCUCUUAGUUUGUAAACAACCUUUUUCUUAGGGGAAAAUUUCACAUAUGACGAGUCUUGUGAAGCUUGUAGUUUGUUAGGAUGUCCAAAAGUGCCAAAAUUGUGUUCAAAAUCACGAGGAUGUGGAAAAAUAUUGUCCUCAACAACUGUGAUGAAGGGCAGCCAUCUUGUGCCAUUUUGCAGUACAUGUAUAAUUAUUAGAAGAUGCAUUAUAGCUUAUCUGUUCUCCAACGAUACAAUACCCUCGGAAAGUAAUUUUCAUAUAUAAAGUGAAUGAAGUGUUUAAUUGUGAGGCAGAUUGUAUUAUCUUUUUGUAAUUGUGUAACGAUGCAGGGUUGUAACAAUGUGUCAAAUCUGAGCUCGUAUCAAAAAGGGAGGCGGCAUCACGUUGACAUCAUAGAUGCACAAAGAUGCUCGCUGAUAAAGACGAUUGAUUCUGCCAGGUGGACAGACCACACAUCAAUGGUGACAUAACCAGAGAUAUGACAGAGAAAGAAAAAAAAAAUAUAUAUAUAUGGAGUUCUAUAUUAAGAAAGAUAUUUGGAUAAAUCGUUCUGGAUGAGAGAUGCUUCUGUGGAUUGUGUAACUGUCCUGUAUGACUGGAAACUGAUAAUAUACUCACUGGUGCCUACCAGACUACUUGUGCUGUGUCUGCCUUGUUACUGCUGCUACACCCAAAAUGUUGAAAGAUGUUUAUUCGUUUUCUUGCCAAGAGUUUGAUUAAUUCCACUCUCGCAUCUGGAAUCGAAGCUAUACAGAUAGGAGACGACUAGCUUAGCAUUAAAACCGGAAAUGGGGAAAGAGCUAACACGUUAUGUUUUGUUUGUUUCAUUAGUAAAAAAAAAUAAAAAAUGUGGCAUAAAAACAACAAUUUCCAAUUCAGCUGAUGUUCAAAAAUAUUUACCCUGAUGACUUUCAUUAUAGUUCAAAAGAAGAAACAAUGAAAAUAAAGAGAAAGUGAAGCGUU
Messenger RNA from Cottoperca gobio, 4373 nucleotides. Its product is annotated as protein kinase C beta type. The coding region runs from base 307 to 2310 and encodes 667 amino acids. Lineage: Eukaryota; Metazoa; Chordata; Actinopteri; Perciformes; Bovichtidae. Gene Ontology annotation, molecular function: ATP binding; zinc ion binding; diacylglycerol-dependent serine/threonine kinase activity. The transcript is spliced from 17 exons. Gene Ontology annotation, biological process: protein phosphorylation. The record is from RefSeq and is a predicted model, not a curated record.